Suillus fuscotomentosus is the source of this 1947-nucleotide messenger RNA. RefSeq lists its product as uncharacterized. NCBI's taxonomy places the organism in Eukaryota, Fungi, Basidiomycota, Agaricomycetes, Boletales, Suillaceae. Bases 1 to 1947 code for a protein of 648 amino acids. The transcript is spliced from 5 exons. The record is from RefSeq and is a predicted model, not a curated record.
AUGCAGAAUCAAACCGCUGCACCCUCCCUAACCAAGGCUGCAGAAACCAAAAGAACUUGGCGCCAAUUCAAGAAACAGGACCCUGCUGAAGCCGAGCGACUGAGGUUACAACAGAACGAGCACAAACGAAUAUCGCGUGCGAGGCAGAAGCUUGCACGACAGGGGCUCAAACAGCCAUCUCCCAGGCGCCUCCGCGCUGUAACACCCGAUGCAGACCCAUCACACUCUCAGGGUGCAGGGUCCUCAUCUGGAAAUGCCGCUGGCAGUGAAGAACCUCCUGCCAAGCGACACCGGGCUGCAAUAUGCAAUGAGGGCCCUGUACACCUGGCGCCAAGGUCUUCAUCUGAUGUCGCACCCGACACCGGUGGUCCCCCUGACAUUUCCGAGGGUCAAAGUGUUGCAGGUCCAUCUGACCUUGCUCCUGAUCAUGCAACCCUCCUGGUUAGUCCUCCAGCGCAAUCGCGUCUGUUCAGCCAUAUCUCUGUGGCCACAGAUCCUCCUCCUUUAACCUGUGACGUGGAGGUCAUGACGGAAUUUCCCUACACCGACCCAUCCCACUCUCAAAACGAUCCCACAGUCCCCUCAACCCUUUUGAUACCACCGAUCAAUGCCAAGGACCUUGCAACCGAUAUUAUUGGUGUUAAAGUGUCUGCACAUUCGGAGACUGUGAAAUGGUCUAGUGGGUUCACCACUGUACUUCCGUGCAUCUGGAAGGAUGGCUCAAAUAUAUGCCAAGAAGACGCGGAUACUGUACGGUAUUUUUCCGAACUUCCAGAAUCCGAUCCAGAGCGAUCACUAUACGUCGUUCACAUAAAUCACUCCGAUUGGAUAUCCCGAACAGCGGAGUUGCGCGAUGUCAUCUCCCAGACGCUUCGUGAAGGCAAAUGCAUCGUUAUUCGGGCGGUAGAAAGACCUCAGGUAGCACCACUUGAUUUGGACUACUUGGAAGAUCAGGGGUUCUCACAGUUUAUGCGUGUAUCUAUCCAUGAUGUAGAAAAACGUACUAAGGAUUAUACGCAUCCGCAAGUUGACGGAACGAUCGAAGACUUCCUGCGCAACUUGCAUAACCAAAACUGCAUACAGUUCAUCCUAGACCUUCCGCAACUAGAUCACGGCAUAGUGCAUGGAUGGAAUCAGACUACAACUGAUUACCCGAUCCAAGACCUGGUCCAUCCUGACAAUUUCCUCCUUAACGGGUGGUCUUUGCUUCAUCAACCUGCCGUCCUGACAAAUUUCCACCAUGAUUCUGAUGGAGGAGUCACCUUUGUGCAGUCGGUACUGGGCAAAAAAAAAUGGAUUCCGGCCUUCCCCAGAAAUCCAAACAUUUCUCGCACCAAAUUCACUGAACUUUCCCUACUGCUGACAAACCUUCUGGCUAACCGAACAGAAAUUGAAGCCAACUGGUACAUGGAGGUGGUCACUCUUCAAGAGGGGGAUUUAUUUAUACAACCACCUGGACAAUACCAUGCAGCCUAUACACCUACAGAGUCAUUCGCCAAGGGAGCCCACUGUCUGAAUCUUGAAUUUUUGCAUCACAGCGAGCUGUCUCGUUAUAUUGAUGCAAAGAAGGGUCAUUUCCUCACAAAUCAGGUUCAUGAACACUCCCUGGAAACGCUGGAGCGAAUGGUGAUUUAUCUGCCGCGCGCAUCUUGCCGCACCAAAUUAUUUACCAGGCCUCUCAUCGCUCUAUGCACCAUGGUCAUAGAUUCUCAUAAAUAUGUGGCUGUUGGCGCCAACAAGAAGAAAACUCUAAGGAACACCACCAAACCCGCACUCGUGAUUUCCAGAGCGAUUAUAAAAUAUUUCUGGAAGGAUGUGGAGACGGCAAUUUCGGUCUAUCGGUUUGGCUUGGAUAAACGCCGGAGAUCUCAGAGUCUAAUGCAUCCAGGAGACCUCAUAGACCGAAAAGAACUGGCAAUCUGCUUAAAACCGUUUACAGAAUUCUAG